UAAACAAACCCACGUCAAACCUUCACGUUCCUACGCUCUGUUUGACCCGCUACGAGACAACCACCGCGCGCCUUUCGCCCUCCCAUCCACUAUAUAUACUCGUCCUCGCCGCCGAACAUAGGCGUUUGAUUGAGUGCGCGCGCCAAUGGAGGUGGCGGAGACAGGGAAGGGCAAGACAGGGUCGUCUGCGGCGGCGACGUCUUCUUCCUCGUCCGCUUCGAACUCCCGGUGGAAUCCAACCAAGGAGCAGAUCUCGCUGCUGGAGGGGCUGUACAAGCAGGGCGUGCGCACACCGAGCGCCGACCAGAUUCAGCAGAUCACCGGGAAGCUGAGAGAGUACGGCAGCAUCGAGGGGAAGAACGUGUUCUACUGGUUCCAGAAUCACAAGGCGAGGCAGCGCCAGAAGCAGAAGCAGAAGCAAGAGAGCUUUGCUUACUUCUCCAGGUUUCUCAACCAUCACCACCACCACCACCUUCCUCUGCCGCCGCUACGGCAGCCCCCAGUCCCCCCUCCGUUUCCCCCGCCCUCAACUUACACCAAUAACAAUGUGGCUUACACUCCGUACUACGCUCACUCUUCGCACGUCGGCGGUGUCGGUCUCCUCCAGCCGCAUUUCCCCGCCGUGUUCCUCCCUGCGUCCGCAGGUCUCCCGAAAGCGUCCUCGUUCCCGGGCUUUGGUUUUGUCGACCACGAGGAAGACGCAUUCAGCCGGAACAGCGCGACUCACCGCCGUGAACACCGCGCCGUGCUCGACGUCGACGGCGGCGGCCAGACGCAGGAGACGCUGCAACUCUUCCCGUUGCACCCGACCGGGUUUUCGGAGGAGCGGCUCCAAUCCGGAGGCGGCACUCCGACUCCGGCGACGGAGGAGGAGGGCGCAGCACCGCCGGCCGACGAGCCAAACUUUGUUUGGGUUCACGGGAAGUAG
Molecule: messenger RNA, 928 nt
Organism: Zingiber officinale
Lineage: Eukaryota; Viridiplantae; Streptophyta; Magnoliopsida; Zingiberales; Zingiberaceae
Product: WUSCHEL-related homeobox 5-like
Exons: 2
Coding region: 146-928 (260 amino acids)
Biological process (GO): plant organ development
Molecular function (GO): DNA binding; DNA-binding transcription factor activity
Source: RefSeq, a predicted model, not a curated record